GAUUGUAGGAGAGGAGAGCCCUGCUGAUGCAGCACUGCAUAACUGCCACAGGAUUGCGGGGUGUCAAGUGACAAAAGCAGAUGGCAUUUUAUCACACGUGGAAAGGACAGUCAGACACAGGGGGUGGGAAGGAGGCUGGUAGCUGUGAGAGAGGAGCUGCUGUGUGUGUCAGAGACCUAGCACACAUAGAGACAGAGAGAGAGAGAGAGAGGGGAUUUAUCACCUGAUGAACACAUCUCAUGUACCUCCAACUCCUAGCAUCUGGGACUCUCUCUGGCCUCUCUCCCUUCUGCAGCCCACCAGCUCCUUCUCCUGCUCUCCCAGGCCACAGACGCUCCUUCAGCCCAGGAAACCAGUGAUCAGCCAGUGACGCCUCUGACCUGCAGUGAAACACUCCUGCCAACAUCACUCACACUCACAGAACCCAGAAAUACAAAAAAAAAAGGAACAAAGCAGGAAAAAUAAUUGCACCAAAGCAAGAGGGGCCCAACCUACCAAGCCAGACGUUAGAGGCCAUUCCUUAAAGGCCCAGUCUAUACCCACUCAAGACAUAUUUAUUUCUUAUAUAUAUUUUUUGUACUUUCCAUCCUUGGAUAUUUUUCCUGCAGUGCAUUUUGUUUUACAAAACAGGAACCAUUACGUCUGUCAGUGUGCCCCUCCCUCAGUCCUUUGGGACCCCGGGAAUUCCACCAUCAAAGAUGACCCUGCUGGCCUCAGAGCGCUCCAUGCUCAUCAGGAGCAAGUUCCGCUCAGUGCUUCAGCUGAGAAUGCAGCACCGGCGAUCUCAAGAACAAAUGUCUGAGCGCAACCUGAUCCCAUCCCCAGUGGUCAAAAAAACACCUGCACCUUUCCCAGAACAAAAUGGAAAUUUGGGACAAAACAAAGUUGAAGACUUCAUGAAAAUCAAGGGCCAGAACAAGCUCCACAAAGUGGCAGCUUUGAAGAUGCAUUUUCCUGAAGAUGCACUAGUUGAGUCUGAUGAACUUAAAGAGAAAAAAGCUCGCUUGGCUGAAGAUCUGAAUGAAAAGAUCCUUCAUCGACCUGGACCUUUAGAACUAGUGAAGAAGAAUAUACUUCCACUAGCUACUGGCAUGAAGGAAGGAAUGAAGGACCAGCUCCAGAUCUCACCAUCCUCCGAUGCAUUUUCAUUUGAGGACGACAUCAGCAGCUCCUGCUCAUCUUCUACUUCUUCGUCACCUCGCUUUGCACCUUCCCCGGGUCUCUCAUUGAAUCUUUCCCCAACAUCUACCAACACCGUGUUCCAGCUGGAUCUUCCCCAAAUAAUUGAGGUCAACCAGCCAAAUGUGAGAACAGUAACGGAGGCUGAGACUUUGGUGACCAGUAGGCCAGCCACCCAUAACCCCACCCAGGCUUCAUCCACUGUACCCAAGGUCACGGUUAAGCCUUCUGAUGUGGGAAAGAUCCAAAGGCCAAAAAAGCCCAAAGAUACCAAGCCAAAGGUAAAGAAGUUAAAGUAUCACCAAUACAUUCCACCGGAUCAGAAGACAGAGAAGGCACCUGUAGCCAUGGAUGCGGCCUAUUCCCGAUUGCUGCAACAGCAACAGAUCUUCUUACAACUGCAAAUACUCAACCAACAGCAAAACCCAACUUUUUGUGUCCAAACAGUGCACCCCCUAACCACAAGCAUCCCAGCGGAUCAAGUGAUUAGUUUCACAGGAGCACCACCAUCCAGUGCCCCAGCCAUAAAUCUCUCACCGGCACCAGGUACAGCAGCUGUAACAACUGCCCCUACUUCAACGGUGCCAUCACCUAUGAAAACAGAGAUGCUACCAGCAAACAUUGAUGACCUAACAGUAUCAGAACUCCGUCAGCAUUUACGCAAGCGAGGGCUUCCAGUCUCAGGUACAAAGCCAUCCUUACUGGAAAGAUUAAGGCCCUAUCAAAUCCCCCGUGCAAAGACCAUUCCAGCCCCAAUUCAAAGCGCAGGUUUGAUGACACCUAUCAUUGAACUGUCGGCAUUUCCAAAACAGUCAGUAUGUGACAGCACUGUUCCCACUCUUUGCACCUUUCAAACGGUACCAUCUCCACCCUCUGGUGAGGUCCCUCAGGAGACCUCAGAGACAGCCUGUAGUAUGCCAGAGAGCACUGAAAUGCCUGCGACAGUACAAGAUAAGGACACACCCAUGCAAGAUAUUGAGGAUGACCAUGUUCUUAUGGAAAAGCAGAAGGUGAUUGAGAACUUGACUUGGAAAUUAAAGCAGGAACAAAAGCAGGCUGAAGACCUUAGAGUCGAACUUGAAAUGCACAAGCGAUUAAAAAACAGGCACAAGAAAGAAAAAUUAAUCUCCAGAGUACACAUUAAACAAGAGGUUGAUAGAACUUCUCCAACGUCCUGCUGUGCAAAAGCACAGACUGAAGAGACACCGUUUUUAUACACUAUCAGCAAUGACAGAACAGAACUGAAACCACCUAUUCAGGAACCACAAAUAAACGCAAAUCUAAAUGAAACUUAUAUGGUUUUCUGCCCUCCUUCCUGUGACUUAAUAGGGCAAGAUUUUGAGCUCCCCAUGCAGAUUACAGCAAGCCCAGAAAGCCCAGUUCAGAAGCCACGUUCUUUUGAAGAGGAGUUACAGGAAGCCAUUCAGAAGGCCCAGAUGGCCCUCUGUGAGUCCAUUGAGGACAUACUGGAGGAGGAGGAGCAUCUCAUGUGCACAGAUGAAUUAAUGCACAUAGAUCCAGUUUCCAACAUGAUAGAGCACCACAGUUCAGCAGCCCUCGUACCUCAACAUGGACAUUUUUCAAAGCCACUUUACUGCUGCAGUGAUGCACCUCCAGUGGCUUCAACUAUUGUCUCCUCGAGUAUUCUUGAAUUCCCUGUUUCUGGGCACUACGACCUUCUCUCUGGUCAGGAUAAUCUAUCUGUUAUAUUUGCUCCUGAUCAGAUUGAGAUACCUUCUUCACCAGAGCACCACGAACAUGAUUUGUCACCUUCCCCUUCAUCUACAUCUUCAUCUUCUGCUCCCUUUGACCCAGCAGAUUGGCUGGAAGCUUUGACCUCAGGAUCAGCUUCCAACUUUGGACCUGGCAGUCCUGUUGGUUCAAGUAUAUUCUCUACUGACAUUUUUGACUCUCCAGAUUUAAGUAUUAACAGAAUGAUUGAUUUAAUGGUAGAGCAGUGGUAAAACUGAGGACAAAGGAAACACAUCCAAAAAUAUCACCCCCAAUGCAAUAACCAGCAUGAAAGGAAGAUAAUCUUUCUUUCUGAGGAAAGCUUUUGCUAGCUGGGGAUAAAAAAAAGGUGCAAUAUGCUGCUGAAUCCCAUAACACAUCGUAGGUUGGAUUGUGAAGGAGAUGACCACAGAUGCUGCACUGCCUUUGCUCUGAUACAGAACAUAGCUUGUUGAGAGUGGAUUCACCUCUUAAUAAAUGUAAUUUCUUAACAAAGGAAGUAUGUUUUGGAAAAGAAUCUGUGCAACCAGGAAAAGUGCCUAAUCUCUUCUUGUUAUGCAGUAUGUACAAACAAAAUAACGCCAUUCAUUGUGUUCCAUUUUAAUUUAAAUUUCUGCAAGAUAAACCUACCCCCUCCUCCUGCUAUAUGAAACCCAGUUGUAUCCAAAGACUUGAGUUCGGUAGGCACUUUUAGCAAAUAUAAACUGUUUUUAAAAUACAAAUAUAUUUAUUGGAUUUAAAAUUCUUAAAGAGGUUUGUUCGGAUUCUCAAUGUCAUCGCUCCUCUGCCAUCAACUCCAUAUUAAUGGUAGGCCCCCAACACUUGGGAUGCUCUAUUAGGGGAAUGUAUUAAAAGUUGUCAAUGCAAAACUAAUUUGCAAAAUAAGAACAGUAAUUGCCAUUUUCUUAAGUAGCAAUGUUCAUUACUUAUUGCACUGCAUUUUUAUGAUGUGCUUGAAGGUGGCUUAUGUUUUUGGAGGAUAUGUAAUUUUUGGUUUUUUUUCAGAAAAAAGAGUUAUUACAUACACUACAGCCUAGUUCAAACUAUAACAUUUGCAAUCUUCUUCUCCCUGAUGGAUGGGACACUACAUACAUUUGAGGGUUCAUAAUUUCAUAUUCACAUUACACAUAUUGAAUUUUAUUACAUUCCCCCACCAUAUAUGUCUUAGUAACCCAGCAUUACAAAUGUUUUGUGUGGUAGAGGAUCAGUUAAUUCUGUAUCAGACAUGGUCAGAGCUGUCUUUGGGGGGUACUGCACCACUUUUUCUGGGGCAUCACUAAACAGUAACUGUAUUUGCCCCACAGAUUAUUUCUUUUAUAAGAAGGAGCUACAAUUAUAUGAUAGCAUACUGAGUAAGCCAAGGGCUGAAGGUAAUUUUGGCCAGCAUGCUAGCAUGCUAUCAACACUUAGGGCAGCCCUAGCCAUGACUACAAGGCAUACCAUUAGUGUUAAUAUUUCUAUGCAGAUAUACAAUGCAAAGUUUUUAAAAAAUUUGGUGAAACCUGCUUCAAAAUGUGACAGGUGCACUAUAUAAUUUAUUUAAUGAUGGUUCUACACUGUAGUUUGGUAAAGUCUACUCCCCGGGUUAUAGAUAGGAUUAUAUCCCCAACCAAAUUAUUUCUGUGAAUAGUAUGACACUAUAGCUACCAAGCACAUUCCGGAUGCAAACACCUCAAUAUUAAAUGGAUCUCCUUAACGCCUGUAAUUUAAGAUGGCCAUGCACCCUAAGACCAUUCCUCUACCAAGGUCUUAAAGAGAGGAUCUCUGCCUGAUUUGGUCACCCAUGUGCUGAGCUGAAUGUGGCUGAUCCCAUUGUUAGCCCAUUUUUUAUAUUUUUAGAACAACAUUUCUAAAGAUGGGAUGACUCUGUAAUACAAAAAAUCAUUGAUAUAUUAUACCGCCUUCUAGGGGAAAUAUAAUACCACAUUUAUCAUUUGUAAAUCGAUUGAUGUUUUCUAUGGCAAAGCAAGGGGAUGUCCAUUUCUGAUAAAUUUGUCCUUAAAAUGUUAUUGUUUAGUAAAUACAAAUCAAGAAGAAGGUAAAUAAAAACAAACAUCUGAAUAAGACUAUUGUUGCAGAGAAACCAAUAAUGAAAUAUAUAUUAUCACAUACUGUACAAUGAAAUAAUUGCCACUAUUCCAUUGA
This is a messenger RNA of Xenopus laevis (African clawed frog), 5055 nucleotides long. It is a transcript of the gene myos.L, whose product is annotated as myoskeletin L homeolog. Gene Ontology annotation, biological process: positive regulation of transcription by RNA polymerase II; smooth muscle cell differentiation. Gene Ontology annotation, cellular component: nucleus. Gene Ontology annotation, molecular function: transcription coactivator activity. The record is from RefSeq and is a predicted model, not a curated record. The coding region runs from base 699 to 3143 and encodes 814 amino acids. NCBI's taxonomy places the organism in Eukaryota, Metazoa, Chordata, Amphibia, Anura, Pipidae. The transcript is spliced from 13 exons.